This is a messenger RNA of Larimichthys crocea (large yellow croaker), 3608 nucleotides long. It is a transcript of the gene map7d3, whose product is annotated as MAP7 domain containing 3. Gene Ontology annotation, cellular component: microtubule cytoskeleton. Bases 145 to 2649 code for a protein of 834 amino acids. Lineage: Eukaryota; Metazoa; Chordata; Actinopteri; Sciaenidae. Gene Ontology annotation, biological process: microtubule cytoskeleton organization. The record is from RefSeq and is a predicted model, not a curated record. The transcript is spliced from 20 exons.
CAGAGUGAGGCCUCUUCUUGCUCUGCCUCCCCUCCACGCUCUUUGAUGUCCACGUCCCCGGGGUGUCCGCGUCCUGCCGGCUGCCUGCGAUGAGCUACGCGCUCCUGCUUUAGAAAAAAAACACAGAAGGAAAACUUCAUAGAAAUGGCGGAGGGUGCUACGACUCUCAAAGGCUUGCGAGCCCAAAUGGCUGCAGCUGCACAGGCUCAAGCCGAGGAGCGGCGUAGCCUGGCAGGGAGCAGUCCAGGACCUCCAACCAACACACCAGCUAAACCUCAGGGGUGUAAGCCAGUCAUCGACGGUGCUGCACUUAGAAUAGAUGACCGACUGCGAGUGGCAAAAGAGAGGCGAGAAGAGGCAGAUAAACAACACGCUUUGCGAGAGUCUCAGAUCAUGGAGCGGGAACGCAAGGCCAAGCUGCAAGUGGAGCGUCAGGUGGAGGAACGUCAGAAAAAGGUUGAGGAACAGCGAAGAAAGGAGGAGCAGAAACGAUUGGCUGUGGAAGAGAAGAGGAAGCAGAAACAGGAAGAGGAAAAGGAGCACUACGAAGCAGUGAUGCGGCGGACAUUGGAGCGAAGUCAGCGAGUGGAGCAGAGGCAGAAAAGAUGGUCCUGGGGAGGACUAGACUCAGAUGGACGAACAGGAGACUCUGAUGCCAGCACCUCAUCUCCAGUAACAAUAGUUAUCUCCCAAGCCUCGCCAGAAAAGCCACCAAGGAAUCGACAAGUGGACAAGCGCUCCACAUCCACCAUGAACCUGAAACAGCCGUCUGAGGCUGGCAUCAACAAACGCCUUUCUUCCUCUUCUGCCACCCUCGUCAAAUCUCCUGACAAAAGGCUUAAGCCGAGGAGUUCGUCUUGUAACCGGUUGCCUAGCAAUGGCAAUGCUGCUCAGGCCAGUAAGGAAGACGGCAAAAAGCUUCAGGUGGAACAGACAGGCCGUUCCAUGAAGAAGAGAAGUUCCUCCCUCACACGAGUAAGUGUGGGCAGACCACAGACCCCUGCCAAGCCUGAUAAGGGGACAGCGGAUGAUGAAGCUCGCAGGCCACCGGCCAGCACUGCGGACGGAGGGUUCCUUAGUCGCCUGCUCACCCCCACCCAGGCCUCACUAGCUAGGAGCAAGAGUGCCGCCGCCCUGUCAGCUGAAGGAACAGAUGCUCCAGAGUGUCACCUAUGUCCUCGCUCAGCCUCUGCCAGUCCCCUGCACCCACCGCGUGGACCUGUGCGGAGCCGUAGUAUUGACCGGCAGAAGAGCGGCAUGACCACCUCUGUGUCGGCCGACGGAGCCCUCGACCCUUCACUGAAAGACAAGCAGUUAACAUCGCCUGCAGGGCAACGUCCCGCCUCGCCGUCUACUUCCCUGGGACGCAACCGUUCACCAUCCCCUGCCCCUAAUCCAGCCCCAAAGAGGACCCCCUCCCCAGGAACAGCCAAGCAAAAUUCCAAGACACGCCCAUCCUCACCUGGUGCAAUGAAACAACGUCCCCCAUCCCCCCAGCCUACAUCAGCCAAACCUCCACCUAUCCAGAAACCAGCUCUGACACCAACUGGACCCCCCACCUUGCGAAAGAGGGAUUCAAAGUCCAAGGAUCUGUGUCCUGUUCAAGCUAUGUCUCCACAGUCCUCUGAUUCUAGCAAGACCAAAGACAAAGAUGAUUCUAAAUCCUCGGCGGGCACCAACUCGGCUGCUGAGGCCGCCAAGAUCCUGGCGGAGAACCGCAGACUGAUGCGAGAGCAGAAAGAGAGAGAGGAGCAGCUCAGGAUACAGAGGGAGGAAGAGGAGAAGUUGAGAAAAGAAGAAGAGGAGCGCUUGGCGGAGGAGGCUCGACUGAAACGCGUGGAGGAGGAGAAGAAGCUUGCAGAGGAGAGGAAGAUUAAAGAGGAGGAAGAGGCUCGCUUAGCAGAGGAGGAACGGUUGAGACUGGCAGAAGAGGAGGCAGUGAGACAAGCCGAGCUCCAGAAGGAACGAGAGGAGGCCGAGGCCAAGGCCCUGGAGGAGGCGGAGAGAGUCCGCCAGGAGAGAGACCGCAUCAUGCAGCAGAACCAGCAAGAACGAAUGGAGAGAAAGAAGAGAAUUGAAGAGAUAAUGAAGAGGACAAGAAAAGGGGAACAAAAUGACUUGAAGAGUGAUGGGGGCGAAGGUGAUAAAGAGGAGGGAAUGGACCAGAUGAACUCUGAAACCAUGAGCCAGAUGGAUGACAUGGCUGUGGAAACCUACACGGAUGAGUGCGGCCUGUCCUCUGGCGAGCCAGUGGAAGAAGACAAACUCCUGGGUAGUGUGAAUGGAAAACCCGAGACGGACGACAAGGAGAAUAACAAUGGCAUGAGCACAGAGGAGACUCAGGCAGUGAGUCCAGUCCCUAAGAGCCGCCUCGUCGAGGGCUCAGAGUUCCUGAAUGAGCAGGACUCCGCCAAGGUGGGGUUGGUUUCAGGUCUCAAUGGUAAAUCCAACCAAUGGAGCUUCGAGGAACUCAUUGACCUCAACGUCCAUUCCAAGACACCCCUCAUCAAGGCAGAGGACUGUAACCAGGUCUUGAUUAACUGUGAUGGGAGCUCAGAUGGUACUAGGGUAGCCUUCGAGGACAAGGGAACCCCCGUGAACCCUCUGCAUUCCUCUAAUCAACCCGUAGAAGCCCUGCCAGAGAUUUGAUGCUGCGGCCAUCGCUGAGAAGCCUCUUACUGUUGCACUCGAAAAGUUCCUGUCUCGCUGAGCUCCUCUAAAAAAAGAAAGAAAGAAAAAAAAAGAAAUGCCCCGUCAAUUCCAAACGGCUUCCUCCUCUUCCAGAAGGAGCACAAGGUGAAGCAGAAAGACCACAAGUGCUGCAUGAAAUUUCAUGCUUCAGGGAAAUAUUCCUCUAACAUGCUCGCUUCAGGUUUCUUUCCUCUUCCUCUUGUGUUAAGUUUUUUUGUUUUGUUUUUUUUUCUAUGUUGUGUCCAAUUUUGAUGUUUUUUAAGAGUCGUGUCUUCGUCAGGGGUGCAUUGUUGUAAUUUAUUAAUUUUGGCUUCCUUGUUAUUGUAAUUAUUGUUAUUAUAUGUUUAGUCUUUUUUUUUCUCUCUUAUGAGAAAUAUUCCAGGACACAUGUACACGAGGCUGUGAAUUGAAUAUGAGGUUAAUAUCGCGAGUUGAAGGAAGGGACGUCGAUACAUUCUCUUGUGUUGGUUGCUGUGUGGGGAUAGCGUACCAGGUUUUGCAUGUGAUUCAUCUAAAUCUACUUGACCGGCUGCUUUUUGCAGCAUCCAGUAAAUAUAUGGCCUUACCAUUCGAAACUUUGAGAAGUGUGAAUAUACUAAAUUGCUUGUGUUGAAGCUCACAAACGCACAAUUUAGCAAUCAUCCAUCACAUGCUUGCACUUCAAGGUGGAUUCUGUAUUCAUACUUCACACAUCUCUGUCCGUUCAGCCCCAUUGUUCAUGCGUAACACACUCGCCUGUCUCCCCAUCUUCUCUCAUUGUGUGUUUCCUCCUUUUGGCCACUAGAGGGCUUCAGGAGCACAACUUCUACUGUUACAUUUGAAGCUGAUGAGUGUUGAGAUUUAUAAUAACACUGUAGUGUUCGAUGAAGUUUCAGCUGUUUGUUGAUUUUAGGGCUCAUGGUUCAUUUAGGUUUUGU